Diceros bicornis minor is the source of this 1224-nucleotide messenger RNA. RefSeq names its product G protein-coupled receptor 32 (gene GPR32). Gene Ontology annotation, molecular function: complement receptor activity; N-formyl peptide receptor activity. Lineage: Eukaryota; Metazoa; Chordata; Mammalia; Perissodactyla; Rhinocerotidae. The record is from RefSeq and is a predicted model, not a curated record. Gene Ontology annotation, biological process: positive regulation of cytosolic calcium ion concentration; phospholipase C-activating G protein-coupled receptor signaling pathway; inflammatory response. Gene Ontology annotation, cellular component: plasma membrane.
AUGCGUCGAUGGAGCUCCAACUUCCAGCUGCUCGACCAUCUUGCGGUCACCCCUGACUCUGCUCUUCCUCUCCCUCCGCACAUCCAGCCCAUCAGCAAAUCUGGUCGGCUCUGCCUUCAAGGUGCACCCAGAGUCUGCUUCUCACUGCCUCCGCUGACACCUGUCGCCCUGGCCCCAGCCACCAUCCUGGCUCACCUGGAGUAUUGCAGCAGCCUCCUCACCUGCCUCCUGCUUCGAAGGAUGAACUUUACCUCUGCUUCCAAAUGCCCACCUGAGGAGGUGGGCUGCCUCCACCAGCUGACCAUGGCUGUCCAGUCUGUGUCCUUCAUGGUUGGCAUAGUGGUCAAUGGGCUGGAGCUCUGGAUGACCACUUUCCACACGGCCUGCACUGUCACCACCGUCUGGUUCUUCAACCUGGCACUUGCCGACUUCACUGUCUUCCUGUCUCUGCCCAUUGCUGCAUACAGCACGGCCGCCGGCCAGUGGCCCUUCAACGACUCGGCCUGGAAGCUCUACCUGCCCUUCCCAGCCCUCAUUUUCUUAACCAAUCUCCUCCUGGUCCUCCUCUCUGUGGACCAUUGCAUCUCUGUCCUCUACCCCACCUGGGCUCUAAAUCACCACAAUGUGCAGCAUGCCACCUGGCUGGCCAUCGGUGUGUGGCUCCUGGCUGCCAUCACGUGCUCUCCGUACCUGAAAUUCCUGACCAUUGGAAAGUGGGAAGGAUGUGUCCGCUGCUCCUUCAAGUUUGACAUAGAGAAUGAGGGGAGGGAGAACGCCCAGAAUUGGAGGCGAGCGGCUGUGGAGAGACACUUGGCGGUGACCAUCAUUCACUUCCUGCUGGGCUUCUUGGUGCCCCUGGCGAUCCUCAGCACCUGUGCCCACCUCAUCCGCACCAAGCUCCGGCAGGAGGGCUGAGUCCAGGCCGGCCAGCUGAAGAGGUUGCUUCUGGUGUUGGUUGGUGCCUUCUUCAUCUUCUGGUUUCCAUUUAACAUGGCGCUCUUGGUCCAAUUGGGGUGAUUUUUGAUGCUAAGGAAAUCUCAUCACCCCACGAUGCUGCUCAUCCUCUGGGCUACCUUCCCCUUGGUCAACCCUUUCCUCUAAGUCUUCAUUGGCAGAGAUUUCCAAGAGAAGUUUUUCCAGUCUUUGCCUUCUGCCCUGGCCAGGGCAUUUGGUGAGGAAGGGUUUCUCAGCGCCUGUCCCCGAGGUGAAGCCCCCAGGGGGUGA